Messenger RNA from Meleagris gallopavo (turkey), 234 nucleotides. The record is from RefSeq and is a predicted model, not a curated record. NCBI's taxonomy places the organism in Eukaryota, Metazoa, Chordata, Aves, Galliformes, Phasianidae.
GAGACGCACAUUAUCCACACCUUCAAAGAAGACUUCUAUGGAGAAAUUCUUAGUAUAGCAAUUAUUGGAUAUAUUCGACCAGAAAAGAACUUUGAUUCCUUAGAUGCGCUGAUUGCGGCAAUUCAGGAGGACAUUGAAGAGGCAAAAAGACAACUAGAUUUACCAGAACAUCUUAAACUCAAAGAAGACAACUUCUUUCAUCUUCCAGGGGGCAAAAUAGUUGACAACCACUGA